This is a messenger RNA of Caenorhabditis bovis, 516 nucleotides long. Lineage: Eukaryota; Metazoa; Nematoda; Chromadorea; Rhabditida; Rhabditidae. The record is from the annotation of a GenBank genome assembly.
AUGGAAUGCGGUCCGACGAUGGUCGGCGAUGGUGAUAGCGAUCCGCAAUUGAUGGCGUUGCUCGAGGCGAACCUGAUGAAACAGUUGGGCAAUGAGUUUCAGGUACAAUCUGCAACACUAGUGAAGCUGGCAGCUGGUGUAUUUGUCGCUGGCUCAACGGGUCUUUAUCUCGCGCAAAAAUCGGUGCAAUGGAAAGUGCGAAAGUUGCCGCACUAUAGCGAAAGUCUGAAAAUCGUCUACGAGCAUCCGAAAGCGAUUGAAGCGAUCGGUGCGCCGAUUCAAAUUGGCACUGUUGAAUUGGCCGAUAGGCGUCAUAAUUAUGUUGAUAAAACGAGGAGUCAGCUGAGAAUUCCGAUAACAGGUGUUGUUGAUUGUGGUCACAUGGAUGUCUUGGCGGUUAGAGAUGCUGAAAAUGACGAAUUUCAAACCGCCAAAGUUCGAUUAUCAUUGAAUGGAGGCGUUUUCACAAUUUAUGAUACGGGAAAAUGGGAGGACAAUGGUGCCGAUGAUGAAUAA